Chelonia mydas (Green sea turtle) is the source of this 835-nucleotide messenger RNA. Its product is annotated as T cell receptor alpha variable 18. Lineage: Eukaryota; Metazoa; Chordata; Testudines; Cheloniidae. The coding region runs from base 329 to 820 and encodes 163 amino acids. The record is from RefSeq and is a predicted model, not a curated record. The transcript is spliced from 2 exons.
GAGUUCGCUUCUCUCUUACCACGGUCCCUCCCACCUUCGCCCCUUGUAAUCUUCAAACAGUUUCCACCUCCAGAAGUACCAUUUCUGAAGCACUUUAGAGAGUAGAGACAGCCACUCCUGUGCGGCUAUUCAAGCGAGAGGCGCUCCACCAAAGAGACACAAUCGGUUCUUCUAAAUCAUCAUCUAAAGGGCAACAUUCUUCCCUUCGCUCCUCUACAGAAACCGCGAUCAAAAGAGAAACCAGUUCUUGCUGUUGGUGGCACCAGCUCUCCCUCCCUCCUUCCCUCUCUCCGUCUCUCUCGGUCCCACAUUCCAGGAAGACCCAAGGAUGCCUUUAGCUUGGGUCGCAGCUGUGCUGAUGCUGUCUGUUCUAAGACAGAGCAAUGGAGACUCAGUCACCCAAACCAAAGGCAGCGUCCUGAUCUCCCGAGGAGAAUCUGUGGUUGUUAACUGCACCUAUGAGGCUGUUUCUCCCUCUCUCUUCUGGUACGUGCAGUUCCCCAACCAGCCCCCCAGGCUCUUCCUGAAGGACCUGGGAAGGGAGGACUCGGAUGAAGGGAUCACCAAAGGGUUCAAUGCCACCCAUGACAAAAAGCACAAAUCCUUCCACCUGUGGAAACCGUCCAGCGAACUGAGCGACUCCGCGACCUAUUACUGCGCCGCGAGAGACACAGUGACACGAAGCAGCAGGGGAGUUGGGCAAAAACCUCCCAGGGGCUGUGGCAGGAAUCGCAGGCUCCUAGGAGCGACUCCGGGUGGAGGGAGGAGGAAUUCUGUAGCUCAGGAAAGCUUGUGCUCAAAUAAAUUUGUUAGUCUCUAAGGUGCCACAAGUCCU